Messenger RNA from Moesziomyces antarcticus, 2745 nucleotides. Its product is annotated as isocitrate lyase. The record is from RefSeq and is a predicted model, not a curated record. Bases 1 to 2745 code for a protein of 914 amino acids. Lineage: Eukaryota; Fungi; Basidiomycota; Ustilaginomycetes; Ustilaginales; Ustilaginaceae. The transcript has a single exon.
AUGGCCACAGCCACAGCCUCGGGCUCUCUUCGCUUCUACAAGGCCGAUGUCGUCUCGCGCAAGGUGGGCAGCGACGAUGAGCACAAGAUUGGCAUGGUAUCAAGAUGCUACCAUGACGAGCUCGACCAGGACCCCACCACUUUCAACCAGAUUGGCCUCGACCGUGCCCUCAAGGAGAACGAGUACGGCAUCCUCUGGAUGCCCUCCGGCCAUCGCGAGAUCGUGCUUGGCUCCACUCUCAAUCUCAUCGACCGCAUCUUUGCCGUAGGCUCCAAUUGCAAACGCUCCCUCGGCGAUGCCGCCGCCGGUGUGGUCACCUCCCUCUCCACCACGCUCAAACUGCAGCAUCUCUUCAGCCGCGAGGAGAUCGACCACAUGGUGCCCGCAGACGACGUGGUCAAGGGCAACCUCGUCAACCACGGCGACCACGUCAUCGCAGACGAUUGGAUCGGCGAGAUCGAUGGCAUGGUCGAAGAGGGGCUCGUCGCCAAUUCAGACAACGAUCGGCUCAUCCGCGUCUGCGAGCUCGGUGGCCGUCUGCUCCUCGGCAAGAUCCCCGAGGAGCUCAUGAAAUCCGAUCACCUCGGCAUCAACCUCGCCCGUCUCGGCCUCAAAUCCGCCUCUAUCGUCGACAUCAAGCAGACCGUCUUCUACGUCAACUGGCUCGCCCUCAACCAGAAGCUCACCCCGGACCAACAGGCAAAACGACCCAAGCCACCGGCGCUCUGCACAGAUUUCAGCAAGCUCACGCUCGUCAAGGCCUUCUCGCAGCGCAACCACGAGAUCGGCGAUCGCGUCGUCUUCCGCAACCAGCAGCUCAAGGAUCAGCACGGCGCAAAAUACACCCACCACGGCCGCGAGCGCCUCGCCAUCGACGCCAUGCUCGUCAUGGAGACAUGCACCGAGCUCGAAGUCAUGUGGCAAGACGGCUCGCGCACCAAGGAGAAGGCGGUCGACAUGGUCCCACACCUCAACCUCGACGAGCACGAGUCCUGGCCCGGCGACUGGGUCUACUGGAAGUCGGACGAACACGGCAGCGUACCCCGCGUGGUUCAAAAGAUGGACCCGCUCGAGCGCACCGCCGAGCUGCGAAAGCCCUUCUCCGAGCCCGCCGAAGUCGAGUUGGUGCCCUCGCUCGAAAUCGACGUCCAGGGUCCAGACCACAGCGUCUUCAGCCUCCACCGCGGCGACGCCGUCAUGAUCUCUGGCCGAUCCACAGGCUUCUCCGGACCCUUCCUUCCUACUGUCGGCGACCCGCGUCCCGACUACUCCGACAUGGACCUUCAGAACGACCUCAUGAACGCCGAGAUGAACAUCGUGCCUAACCAGGGCACGUCGGCCCAGGAAAUCCGCUAUGGCACAGAAGCCACCGAGAUCGACUGGUACGGUACCGUCGAGGAGCUCUUGCUCGACGGCUCCUGCCAGAUCCGACUGCCCUGCGGCAAGCAGGUGACCGAAAAGUUGGAGCGGCUUCAGAUCCUCUCCGACACCGGCUUUGGCAUGCACGAGCACGAGCACGAAGACGACGACGGAAUGAUCGAUGUUGUCGAUCCUUGGGACGGCAUGGAGGAAGAUGACGGCUACUACGACGACGACUACGAUUCGGCCGAGGAGGCCAUGUGGAUGGACCAGGACGGCGAGGUGGUCGCCAACACCGGCGACGACUGGGAGGACAUGGAUGACGGCUCCAACGGCGCGCUCGAAGUAGCCGAGAUCCACCUCGACGACGCUGAGGCUGACGAGGAUGCUGCCGAAGCGGCACACGUCGACGCAUCGUCCGAACUCCGAUCCGUUCCUGCCACAACAAAGACUCAGAAUGGCGAUGCUGGCACGUCAAAGGCCACCUCCUCCGCUCUGGAAGCCAUCGCGUCCACCGAGGCUUCGUCGGGCGAGCCUUCGGCGCCAUCCGAAUUGGCGGCUGCCAGCAGCGAUCGAGAGUGGAGCCAGUUCAGCGUGCUCGAGAGUGCACCCACCUCGCACGCCUUCUACUCGAAGCCGCCGGCGUCGGCGCCGGGCGCGACCUUCUUCAAGCGGCUGCAGAAGGAGAUGAAGGUGCUCCAGACGUCGCUGCCCGAGACGAUCCUCGUGCGCGCCUACGAGGACCGCAGCGACCUCUUACGCGUCCUCAUCAUCGGGUCCGAGGGCACGCCGUACGAAAACGCACCGUUCCUGCUGGAUUUCCAGCUCACCGAGGAGUUCCCCACCAAGCCGCCCGUUGCCCACUUCCAUUCGUGGACCAACGGCCACGGCCGCGUGUCGCCGAAUCUGUACGAGGAUGGCAAGGUGUGCCUGUCCGUGCUCGGCACGUGGUCGGGCGUGGCCGAGGAGAACUGGACGCCUAGCAAGAGUUCGCUGCUCCAGGUGUUUGUCAGCAUUCAGGCGUUGGUGCUGGUGAGGGAGCCGUAUUUCACCGAGCCGGCGUACGAAAAGCUUAAGGGCAAGGACGAGAGCAAGGUCAACAGCAGGUUGUACAACGAAAAGGCCUACAUCCUGUCGCGCGGCUUUGUGAGGAAGGCGCUGGAACAGCCUCCGGAGGGAUUCGCGACCGAGCUGGAGCUCUUCUACCACAAGGCGGCGAACCUGCGCAAGAUCGUUGAGCGCGCCGAGGCGCUCAUGAACGCCACGCCGGGCGCAGACUCUGCGCCGUCCGAAGACGAGGCGGUGCACGGCCUCACCAAGGGCGGAGGCAUCAUGCUCGGUCGCACCAUCACCGCGCUCAAAACCCUUCUGAAGCCAUCUGCAUGA